Messenger RNA from Vanderwaltozyma polyspora DSM 70294, 1692 nucleotides. RefSeq names its product indolepyruvate decarboxylase 1 (gene PDC1). The coding region runs from base 1 to 1692 and encodes 563 amino acids. Gene Ontology annotation, molecular function: thiamine pyrophosphate binding; carboxy-lyase activity; magnesium ion binding. NCBI's taxonomy places the organism in Eukaryota, Fungi, Ascomycota, Saccharomycetes, Saccharomycetales, Saccharomycetaceae. The record is from RefSeq and is a predicted model, not a curated record. The transcript has a single exon.
AUGUCUGAAAUUACCUUAGGUCGUUACUUAUUCGAAAGAUUAAAGCAAGUUCAAGUCCAAACCAUUUUCGGUUUACCAGGUGACUUCAACUUGUCCUUGUUGGACAAAAUCUACGAAGUCCCAGGUAUGAGAUGGGCUGGUAACGCUAACGAAUUGAACGCUGCUUACGCUGCUGAUGGUUACGCCAGAAUCAAGGGUAUGGCUUGUUUGAUCACCACCUUCGGUGUCGGUGAAUUGUCUGCUUUGAACGGUAUUGCCGGUUCUUACGCUGAACACGUCGGUGUCUUGCACGUCGUCGGUGUCCCAUCUUUGUCUUCUCAAGCUAAGCAAUUGUUGUUGCACCACACCUUAGGUAACGGUGACUUCACUGUUUUCCACAGAAUGUCUGCUUGUAUCUCUGAAACCACUGCCAUGAUCACUGACAUCGCUAACGCUCCAGCUGAAAUUGACAGAUGUAUCAGAACUACUUACAUCACCCAAAGAACCGUCUACUUAGGUUUACCAGCUAACAUGGUUGACUUGAUGGUCCCAGCUGACUUAUUGAAGACUCCAAUUGACUUGUCUUUGAAACCAAAUGACCCAGAAGCUGAAACCGAAGUUUUGGACACUAUUUUGGCUAUGGUCAAGGAAGCUAAGAACCCAAUCAUCUUGGCUGAUGCUUGUGCCUCCAGACACGAUGUCAAGGCUGAAACUAAGCAAUUGAUUGACACCACUCAAUUCCCAUGUUUCGUCACCCCAAUGGGUAAGGGUUCCAUUGACGAACAACACCCAAGAUUCGGUGGUGUUUACGUCGGUACCUUGUCCAGACCAGAAGUUAAGGCUGCUGUUGAAUCCGCUGAUUUGAUCUUGUCUGUCGGUGCUUUGUUGUCCGAUUUCAACACUGGUUCUUUCUCUUACUCUUACCAAACCAAGAACGUUGUUGAAUUCCACUCUGACCACACCAAAAUCAAGAAGGCUUCUUUCCCAGGUGUCCAAAUGAAAUUCGUUUUGCAAAAAUUGGUUGCUCAAAUUGGUGCUGCUGUUAAGGACUACAAGCCAGUUGCUGCUCCAGCUUUGCCAGCUUCCAACGCUGAAUGUCCAGCUUCCACCCCAUUGAAGCAAGAAUGGUUAUGGAACCAAGUCGGUAAGUUCUUGCAAGAAGGUGACAUUGUUUUGACUGAAACCGGUACCUCUGCUUUCGGUAUUAACCAAACUCACUUCCCAAACAACACUUACGGUAUUUCCCAAGUUCUAUGGGGUUCCAUUGGUUUCACCGGUGGUGCUACCUUAGGUGCUGCUUUCGCCGCUGAAGAAAUCGAUCCAAAGAAGAGAACCAUUGUCUUCAUUGGUGACGGUUCUUUGCAAUUGACUGUUCAAGAAAUCUCCACCAUGAUCAGAUGGAACUUGAAGCCAUACAUCUUCGUUUUGAACAACGACGGUUACACCAUCGAAAAGUUGAUUCACGGUCCAACCGCUCAAUACAACGAAAUUCAAAACUGGAAGCACUUGGACAUCUUGCCAACUUUCGGUGCUAAGGACUACGAAGCUAUCAGAGUUGCUACUACUGGUGAAUUCAACAAGUUGUGUGAAGACAAGGCCUUCAACGAAAACUCCAAGAUCAGAAUGAUCGAAAUCAUGUUGCCAGUUAUGGAUGCUCCAUCCAACUUGGUUGCUCAAGCUAAGUUGACUGCUAGCAUCAACGCUAAGCAAUAA